Molecule: messenger RNA, 2117 nt
Organism: Macadamia integrifolia
Lineage: Eukaryota; Viridiplantae; Streptophyta; Magnoliopsida; Proteales; Proteaceae
Product: U3 small nucleolar ribonucleoprotein protein MPP10
Exons: 13
Coding region: 52-1722 (556 amino acids)
Biological process (GO): rRNA processing
Cellular component (GO): nucleus; small-subunit processome; Mpp10 complex
Source: RefSeq, a predicted model, not a curated record
UUAACUUUUUCUGCCAAAAUUUGAGAGUGGGAAAAGAAGUGGUAGGGAAGGAUGGCGAGCCCUAGCGCAGAAGGCUUGGAAGUUCUACACCGUUUGAAGUCGACAGAGCCUCCUCUAUGGCUCUCUCCCUCUACCGAGCUUUCACAAGCAGCUCGAAUAGCCUCUCAGUAUCUCUUCUCAUCCCUCCAACCAUUCAGUCCCAAAUCUCCGUUCGAGCACCUCCUCGUCGACGGCUUCGACGCCGAGCAAAUAUGGCAACAGAUAGAUCUCCAGUCGCAGCCAUUGUUGUCGAACCUCCGGAGAGAAAUAAAACGCUUCGAACGGAAUCCUGGUGAGAUUUCGAAGCUUAUUAAUGAAGAAAUCGUUAAGGAAAAGGCAGAAGUGAAGACUGAUGCUAUUGAGAAGGAAAAUAAGGCUCGUGUUGGGGAAAACGGUGGACAGAAGGAGAAUCUGGAGGAUUUUGAAGACAUGGAAGAUGAAGAGAUGGGAAUAUCUGAUGAAGAUGAUGAGGACGACGGAGAGGAAGAAGACGAAGGUGAGCAGAAGGACGAAGAGGAAGAAGUGGACGGUGAGGAGGAGGAGGAGCAGGGGGAUGGUAAUGGCGGGAUUGAAGAUCGAUUUCUGAAGAUUAAGGAAUUGGAAGAAUAUUUGGAGAACGAUGAAGCAAGGGAGUAUGGACUUACCAAAGAGAAACAACGCGCUGACCACGACACUUCUGAUGAUGAUGAUGAAGAGGGAGAGGAGGAUGAUGAUGAAGAGGAGGACGAGGACGACGAGGAGCUUGGAAAAUUUGGCGAUAAUGCAGAUGAAGAUGACGAAAAGUUCGAUAAUUCAAGGUACGAGGAUUUCUUUGUCAACAAAAAGAAAAAGAAUUCGAGGAAAAGGUCUAGAUCUCUUGGUGGGGAAGAUUCAGGCACGGAUGACGAACAAGAAGAUGACGAGGGAUUUAAAGAUCAGAAGAAAGAAGCUCCUUCCACUCAUGAAAAACAACUAGGGAAGCUUCGUUCGAAAAUAGAACAGAUGGAGAGGGCAAACUUGGAACCCAAGACAUGGACAAUGCAGGGAGAGAUAACUGCUACUAAGAGGCCAAAGAAUAGUGCUUUAGAAGUUGAUCUAGAUUUCGAGCAUAAUGUGAGACCUGCACCAGUGAUCACAGAAGAAGUCACUGCAUCCCUUGAAGAUUUGAUUAAGAAAAGGAUUCUUGAGGGGCAUUUUGAUGAUGUUCAAAAAGUGUUGAGUCUACCAUCCAAAGCCCCAAAAGAACUCAAAGAGAUGGAUGACAAUAAGAGCAAGAAGGGGCUAGCAGAAGUUUAUGAGGAGGAUUAUGUGCAGAAGACAGGUCUGGCUUCUGCAACACUUUCGUUCUCUGAUGAACGGAAGAAAGAGGCAAGUUUGUUAUUUAAGACACUCUGUUUGAAGUUGGAUGCGCUUUCACAUUUCCACUUCACUCCAAAGCCUGUUAUCGAGGACAUGUCUGUACAAGCAAAUGUUCCGGCCCUUGCCAUGGAAGAGAUUGCACCUGUGGCAGUCUCAGAUGCAGCUAUGCUGGCUCCUGAGGAAGUGUUUGCUGGCAAAGGUGACAUUAAAGAAGAAGCUGAACUAACCAAAGAAGAGAGGAAGAGAAGGAGAGCUAAAAAGAAGAGGAGGUCAAAAGCUGAUAAAUAUAAAAGGAUGCCAAAAAAGGCACUGUUGAGUCAUCCCAGUGGUGAGGGAGAAGAAUGAGUUCCCAAAGCAGAUAUAUAUAUAUAUAUAUAUUUCAAAACGAGCUCCUACUGGUUUGACUCCGAAGAUUACCAUCGUACCGUUGAAUAGAGCUUGCAAGAAAACUGUCCAUGUUCUUCAUUUUGCUGAAAUCUUGACAGACAGGGAUAAAGAGGAAGAGAAGAAGAGCCAAGAGAAGUCCUCUCCAAGUGGACUCACGUCUGGAAAUUUUGUCUGCAUCUUAUCUUUAUUUUUUCCUUUUUUUCUUCCUUUUGAGGGAUACUUUUUUUUCCAUAAAAUAAACGUUUUUUUUUUUCCUCCUUGGGAGUGGUGGGAUGAAUGCGGGAUUUUCUUGUCAUCAUGGAAUUACUGUAUAAAAUAUAAUUUGUUAGCUAGUUAAUUUAACCAAGUUCUUA